This is a messenger RNA of Rotaria sp. Silwood1, 2715 nucleotides long. NCBI's taxonomy places the organism in Eukaryota, Metazoa, Rotifera, Eurotatoria, Philodinida, Philodinidae. The record is from the annotation of a GenBank genome assembly.
AUGUCACGUCGAGCAAAGCAAAUUCUAGCUGCAGAAGCGCGAAAAGCGGCGGAUGGAAAUUCAUUCGUACCUGUACUUUUUCUAUCCGAGCUGGAUGUUAGUAAAUGUAGUCAAGAACAAUUUCUAGAAAUUCUCACUCAUUUCAAUGAACUCUGUGCUAAUCGACCGGUGGAUCAACGAUCAACAUAUGUCGAGCAAGUCUAUCAUCGAUUGCUUCAUCUUUUAUCUCAAAAGGUAACGAUUCCAUUCGAUAGAAUAGUGGCGAUAGUCAAACAAUUAAUUUUAUAUUGUCCCGUAAUGGCGAUUUUAACAUUGGAUGAUUUAAAAAAAUUCGAUGUUCAAAUGGAAAAACGAUCAUUAAUUAUUCAUUUCGACAUGAGUGGAUCGAUGAAUGUAGCAGGCUUUAAUCCACUAGUUCAAACAAUCAUCGGUCUGUGCACAAAGUUACAAAGUCAAGGUAUUCAAGUACAUGUAUCCUUAUUUGGAGAUGAUAACCAAGAGAGAAUACAUGAUGCUAUUGGUGGUCGAUUACUUACAUUGGAUGAAUUCUCAAAAGGAAAAUGUGUACCCAAUGGUGGUGGUACAAAUUUUUGUCCAUCAUUUCGACGAACAAGACAAUUCUCUACUCCUUAUGAUGCAAUUAUCGUUUCUGAUGGUGCCUUUACUGGUAGUAUUUCUCAAUUGACUUUUCAAGAACAAUGCCAUACUGUUUUUUUUGUUGCACCACCAUGGUCUCCAUUAGGUGUUGAAGAGAAACACGCAAAAGCAAUAGCAUCAAGUGUUCAUCCUAAUGUGCCUUAUAUUGGUAUUGCUUCCGAGAAAUAUCCACAACUUGAUACUAUUAUCGAAGGUUUUCUACACGAGCAUCAUUUUUUUGCUCGUCUACCUGGCUAUGUUACUAUUGGUAGUUAUGCUAUUCCAUCCAAUCUACUUGCACCAACUCAAAUGAUGCAAGUAUCCAAUAGUUGUCUUGCUCAAGGUGAAAUUCAAUUGCAAGUUUUUAUCAAAAGACUUCUUGGUCUUUUUCGAUAUCUCGAAGAAACAGCUAAACUCAAUUUUGAACGAUGCAUUCGAGGUGAUGAAUUUCGAAAUCUUAUGUCAUUAGUAACACCAUUGAUUAAGACAUCACAAGCUCAUUUAGAAACAAGUAAUGCUUGUCAACAAUUGUAUGGCUAUUUAACUAAAAUAUUGAAGAAUUUUGCACUUGAACAACAAAAAUUAAUCAAAAGUUUAACUAAUGAUCACAAAGCAAAAGCAGAAUUUACAAAGUUUUGGGAUGAUGCAAUGAGUUUCAGUGAACGAGCAUUGAUUAUUGAAGAAAAUGAACGAAAAUAUGGACAACCAAUCGGUUAUUUAAAUGUACAUGUCGCUAAUUUGGCUUGUACAAGUGAACUACUAUCUGAAGCUUUACAACAAUUAAAAACUUUAUACUCACCAGAAGAUCCUGACCAUGUAUCAUUAAUACUCGAUAUUUUAUCGACAUGUAAAAUUGAUGAUCGAACAGCAUCAAUUCCAGAAGAUUUACAGAUUCUCAUUUGGCGAAAACCAGAUGCUACGGUUGAUCUUCUAUCAAUUCUACGUCAAUUACCACUUUGUCUUCAACAAUAUCAAUAUUCACAACAAAUUCAAAGAGAUAGCAUCUGGACAUUACAACCAUUAGCAGCUAUUCGUUUAGCUUGGGUCAUGGAUGCAUCAGAUCGAACAUUUCCUGAUUUUAUCAUGCAAGCAUUACCAAGUUUACUUGUACCUAAUAAAUAUCUAACUGAUAUCGAUGAAGAUGAAAAUCGAUCAGUAUUUUGGAUGAAAAUUAUACGUAAAGUUGCACUGAAAAUAGGUCUUACAUCUGAAACUUUACAAUCAAUUCAUCAAAUUCUUACUAUUCAUGUGUUAAAAGGUUUCUUACUUCGAUUGACUAAUCACUUGAUUACUUAUGAGAAACAAAUUUAUGAAAAUGUUUUGCCAUUCAUUGAUACAGAUGAACCAAUGGCUUGGUGUGUCUUUAUGAAUAAAGAUUUCGAUCUAGUGAAUGCUCAUACUGGUCAAAUCGUUGAACGAUCAACAUUGAUUACAGAUUCACAUGAAGUUGAAGGAUGGUAUAGAAUAAAUCUUCAAAAGUGUGGUUCUGUGGUUCGACCACGAUAUUUGUCUCUGCAAGACUAUCCUAACUUUCCUCAUGGUGCCAUUGAACUUUAUAACACUUGUACUCGAAAAGAUAUUGAUAUUCUACGUGAUCAAUUGAGAGAACUUGGUAAUGAUUCUUAUUCAUCAGAUCAAAUCAAUGCACAUGUCUAUACAAUUCGUGAUCGACUCAAAACGAUUCCAUGCGUACUUUGGGGAUCGACAGAUUUAAUAACUCAGACAACAACUACAGUCAAACUUGCAUGCCAAGGUGCCAUAUUACCAACAGAAAAAGUAACAGUCAACAUCACUAGAUCAAUCAUCAUUGAUUACUUAGUAUCACAUUGUAAUGAUCGAUUUGUUGCUGGAGCAUUACGUGGAUUUGGUGACUAUGCACGAAUUGCGAGUCAACAAACAUCAGCCGGUGUCACUGAGCUUGAUUACGCUAUUGAAUGUGGACAAAAGGCCACAAUAGAAACAACCGCUAUGCAAAUUGCAUUAUUCAUUCAUUUCGAUAAACCUGGCAUUCGAGAGUAUUUGGAACAACAGCACAAGAAAUUAGCACGACAACUACGAUCAGUGAUGAAUCCACCGUAA